CGACAUUCUUGUCGUCUUGUCUCAAGCUUUUAGCCAAGAUGUUAUUAAAACAUCCAAGUAUCUUGGAUUUCUUAGUAUUGUAAUAAUGAUGGCAUCUGAUCAUGUAGCACGAGUUCUUGAGUCCUACAACACGCCCAGCAUUAGCAGCUAACAUCCUUAUAAGAACACGCUUCAUCCACCUGUCCCACCAAAUUGAAGAUACUAGUGCACCAAAUUCUAUAAUAGUAUUCCCACCUUUUUCCCCUAAAAAAUUUUUUUUCUUCAAGCAAACAGCACAUUGCUGUAAUAUUAUAUAUAUAUAUACAAGUAUAAGUUACUCAUAAAGGUUUUCACAUGGAGGACGAAGUUGCUGCUCUUGUCAUUGACAACGGUUCCGGUAUGUGCAAAGCCGGAUUCGCUGGUGACGAUGCCCCACGUGCCGUUUUCCCAUCCAUUGUUGGUCGUCCUCGUCAUCAGGGUGUGAUGGUUGGGAUGGGUCAGAAAGAUUCAUAUGUAGGCGACGAAGCCCAAUCUAAGCGUGGUAUCCUUACCCUCAAAUAUCCAAUUGAGCAUGGUAUUGUAACGAAUUGGGAUGACAUGGAAAAAAUCUGGCAUCACACGUUUUAUAAUGAACUUCGUGUUGCGCCUGAGGAACAUCCCGUACUUUUAACUGAAGCACCCCUUAAUCCUAAAUCUAAUCGUGAAAAAAUGACCCAAAUUAUGUUUGAAACUUUUAAUGCGCCUGCUUUUUAUGUUGCAAUUCAAGCUGUACUUUCAUUGUAUGCAUCUGGACGUACUACCGGUAUCGUUCUUGACUCUGGCGAUGGUGUCACCCAUACUGUACCAAUCUACGAAGGUUAUGCCCUUCCUCACGCUAUUCUUCGAUUAGAUUUGGCUGGUCGUGAUUUAACCAAUUACUUGAUGGUUAUUCUCAUGGAGCGUGGUUAUUCAUUCCAAACCACUGCUGAACGUGAAAUUGUUCGUGAUAUAAAAGAAAAACUCUGUUACGUUGCUUUAGAUUUUGAACAAGAAAUGCAAACUGCUGCUCAGUCGUCAGCUUUGGAAAAAUCAUAUGAAUUACCUGACGGACAAGUCAUUACCAUUGGCAACGAACGUUUCCGUGCUCCUGAAGCUCUUUUCCAACCUUCGUUCUUGGGUCUCGAGGCGGCAGGAAUACAUGAGACCACAUACAACUCUAUUAUGAAAUGUGAUGUUGAUAUUCGUAAAGAUCUUUAUGGCAACAUUGUCCUUUCUGGAGGUACUACUAUGUAUGCUGGUAUUGCUGAUCGUAUGCAGAAGGAAAUUACAGCGUUGGCACCUUCCAGCAUGAAAAUUAAGAUCGUCGCUCCUCCAGAGCGUAAAUAUUCUGUCUGGAUCGGAGGAUCCAUCUUGGCUUCGCUUUCCACCUUCCAACAAAUGUGGAUCAGUAAACAAGAAUACGAUGAAUCUGGUCCCUCGAUUGUUCACCGAAAGUGUUUCUAGAUAAAUUAUUAACUUAUAUAUAUAUAUAUUUUUUUUAUGUUUUUUUUUGUAACAAUAAUUGAAAUGAAUGAAUGAUUCAAUUUGAAAUUUCUCAUAAAUAAAGAUUUCAAUUUAAAUGGUUUUGUAACAUAAUAAUAAAACCAGAACAUU
Rhizophagus irregularis DAOM 181602=DAOM 197198 is the source of this 1611-nucleotide messenger RNA. RefSeq lists its product as uncharacterized. The record is from RefSeq and is a predicted model, not a curated record. NCBI's taxonomy places the organism in Eukaryota, Fungi, Glomeromycota, Glomeromycetes, Glomerales, Glomeraceae.